CCACUGAGCCAGCAGCCCAAGUGUGUGUUGCAAAGUAACUGGGAGACUCCGCCAUGAACUGGCUUCUGACUGAGCACAGCAUGCCUACAGCAUUAUGAGAGUUACAAUACUUUGCAAGCCCCGAUACCUUCAGAAUAUUUAAUAUUGAGUUCCCACAAAGGAAUAACAUACUAGAGAAGAUGCCAGACAGAUUUCCACCAGUGAAACCAAAGCCCCGAUACACACUGGAGUGGCGCAAUAAUCCUCAUCCUAUACAUGCUAAAUUCAUUAAGACAAACCCCAAAUUUUUAAAUGAGCCAGUACUUUACAUGGAGACAGAGGACACCAAAACAAAGCAGGGUCACUGGUGGCCAACCGAUGGAGCUUUUAUGCAGCGUCCGAAGGCACCUUAUGACAAGCAGAGCACUCAAAGAAGUGAUUUCCAGAAGCCAAACUGUAUAUUGGUUCGGCCCAUUAAAUACAACAGCAAGCAGCAGCCUUCCCGUGGAAUAGUUCCACUCACUUCUCCACGACUGCCAGCCAGCCUCCCGAGACUUUUCCAGGAGCAGCUCACUUUCAAACAUGAUUACAAUGCCAGAGCAACUCCCUGUAUCCCGUAUCAAGGAAAGAAACGCGGCACUUUUGUGUGGACCGAGAUAAAACCGACGACGGUUCCAGAGGGAACCAAAACACAGUCUUGUGCUCCUCAGGGAUCCAGAUUGUUGGAACAGCCAAAAACAGAGAAAGGAAGCUCAGUGGGAAACGGAGUGAUCUCAGCCUGCCUUCGCUUGCCGGAAUCCCAGGAGACACCAUCAGGCUCUGACACUCACUUAUCAAAACCAGACAUUGGUGCAGGAGCCAAGGCAGACCCCAAAACCACUGAGAAAGGACAAGAGAGUUCAGGGAUUUCUCAGACAAACAAAAGGAAUGAUAGUUGUCCUCCUGGCGAGAGGCCUUCCAGUCCAGCAAAGGUUUCCUCUGAGAGACCACAAAGCUUGUUACCUCCUGUUCUCCAACCUUUACAACCAGUUGGAGAAAGACAAACAGCCUAAAAGGACUAUUCAACUGAUGGGGAGUUGAUCUGGUUGUAAUUUCAGUGACACCAAACACAAGCCGACACCAGCAAAUUGUUCAAGGCGACAACACCCUCUUAACUUUUACAUAAGAACAGCUGCAAUCUACUUUGAUGGCUUCUUGGAAAAUGAGGGGCCUAUUAAAAAAGGCACUCUGAAUGUUUUAUUCUCACUCCCCAGUUGGCACAGGGAAAUGUUCUUUUCUCUCCAAACAAUUAUGCAGAUUAUUCUUUUGCCUGUUAUUACUUACUCAUAUGAAGUUAUCUGGAUUGCCCAUUUGCUGGGGAGAGAUGUCCAGGCUGAGUGAGAAUAUUAAGAAUGCAUAAUUAACUAUUAAUAUCAGGGUUGGGUUGUACCUGUAUUGGACCACUAAAAUUAUCAUUGCAAGAGUAAUCUUAGUGAUAGUUUAGCAUUCCAAUAAAGAUGUCAUCCUAAUUCUUUUUAGAUAGUGCUUAUUGAUAGCACAGUUCUAUUUAUUUUGUUUGUUUAGCAAUUAAUAAUGCAGAAACAAAAUCAAUUUUUAACUGUUUUUAAAAUCUAAAUGCAAGGAUUGGAGAAAAGCAGUGGGAGAGAG
Molecule: messenger RNA, 1626 nt
Organism: Sceloporus undulatus (fence lizard)
Lineage: Eukaryota; Metazoa; Chordata; Lepidosauria; Squamata; Phrynosomatidae
Gene: CIMIP6
Product: chromosome 1 C2orf73 homolog
Exons: 5
Coding region: 180-1031 (283 amino acids)
Source: RefSeq, a predicted model, not a curated record